Molecule: messenger RNA, 1461 nt
Organism: Lampris incognitus (smalleye Pacific opah)
Lineage: Eukaryota; Metazoa; Chordata; Actinopteri; Lampriformes; Lampridae
Gene: slc25a23b
Product: solute carrier family 25 member 23b
Exons: 10
Coding region: 1-1461 (486 amino acids)
Biological process (GO): transmembrane transport
Molecular function (GO): ATP transmembrane transporter activity; calcium ion binding
Source: RefSeq, a predicted model, not a curated record
AUGGGCGAGGACAGGACUCGGUACUGGUUUGGGAGGAGCCGGACUAACGAUCGAGAAAACCACGCGUCUUCGGACCCCGAGAGAGAGAGGCAGAGGAGAUACGCCCGGCUGUUUGAGGAGCUGGACCUGAAUAAAGAUGGCAGGGUAGACAUCAGCGAGCUGAGGUUUGCACUCGCAGCGCGCGGUUUGCAUCGCCGCGAGGCGGAGGAGAUUGUGCGGGAAAGUGAUGUCAACCAUGACGGUUUGCUGGACUUUCAAGAGUUCUCCCACUACCUGCGGGCUCAAGAGAAGAGACUGCUGCUCAUGUUCCGCAGCUUGGACUACAACAAGGAUGGUAAAAUUGAUGUCGGGGAGAUCCAGCGGUCACUGCGACACCUCGGACUGGAGGUCACAAAGGAGCAGGCCACCAGAAUACUUCAGAGUAUGGACAAGGAUGGCACCAUGACCAUCGACUGGACUGAGUGGCGAGAUCACUUCCUGUUCAACCCUUUCCAUAACAUGGAGGAGAUUGCCCGCUACUGGAAGCGCUCCCACAUGUUUGACAUUGGGGAACAUCUGACAGUGCCGGAUGAUUUCUCAGAGCAGGAGCAUCGCUCAGGAGUGGUAUGGAGGCAGUUGGUAGCUGGGGCAAUGGCCGGGGCAGUUUCAAGGACAGGAACUGCCCCCCUGGAUCGUCUCAAGGUUUUCCUGCAGGUACAUGGCUCUGCCUCUCAGGGUAGCAACAUGUGGUCUAGGCUGAAGGACAUGAUCCAGGAAGGAGGUCUUCGCUCACUCUGGAGGGGCAACGGCAUCAACGUCCUUAAGAUCGCCCCAGAAUCUGCCAUCAAGUUCAUGGCCUAUGAGCAGAUCAAGUGGCUGAUCCGAGGGCAUAAAGAGGGCGGCAGUCUAAAGGUUCAAGAGAGGUUUAUCGCUGGCUCCUUGGCUGGAGCCACUGCCCAGACCAUCAUCUACCCUAUGGAGGUGUUGAAAACUCGUCUUACAUUGAGGAAGACGGGGCAGUACCAAGGCAUAGCUAACUGUGCUAGGGAGAUCCUUAGAAAGGAAGGUGUACGAGCCUUCUACAGGGGUUAUCUGCCUAACACAUUGGGUAUCAUCCCCUACGCUGGCAUCGAUCUUGCUGUGUAUGAGACUCUGAAGAAUGCCUGGCUGCAGAGGUAUUGCAUAGGCUCAGCAGACCCUGGAGUUCUGGUCCUCUUAGGCUGUGGUACCAUCUCUAGUACCUGUGGCCAGCUGGCUUCCUAUCCUCUGGCCCUCAUCCGAACCCGCAUGCAAGCUCAGGCCACCGCUGAGGGAGAGCCAAAAUUAUCCAUGCUGGACCUGUUCAAACACAUCAUGUCCAGUGAGGGUGUACCAGGCCUCUACCGCGGCAUUGCGCCCAACUUCCUCAAAGUCAUUCCUGCUGUCAGCAUCUCCUAUGUUGUGUAUGAGCACAUGAAGAGAAUCCUAGGUGUGGGCUCCUAA